AACUAAUAAAAGUAAAAAAAAAAAAAAAAAAUUCAAAGAUCAGGCGGUGGCGGUGCUGGGCUAAAACACUCUCACCAUUUUAUUUUUCCUAUCUAGUUCUGCCUGCCAAGCUAAACCCUUCCUUCUGCACCGAUCGAGGGUUUUUCUAUUUACAGAAAACAAAUAACGACGACGACGAUGCUAAACACCGCAGCAAAGCAUCUCUCAAGAGCACUGACUUCGAGACUAGUACAUCGCACCGCGAAGCUGGGACUGGGUCCCACCUACCUUCGACCGUCAAUUCUCGAGCGAUCACCGCCGUCCAGAUUUCUCCACGACGGAAUCAGCGGCUCAACCGGCAACCAUGUCUCUGUCUCUCUUCAGAUGAUCAACUAUGCUUUCUCUCACGCCAGGUCUCACAAAUCGGAUGAUUCGUACGGAGAAAGUAUGCUUGUGCUUGAGCAGUGUUUAGGGCAAGCCCAUGAUAAUGAUGAUUCCAAAGCUUUGGUCUUCAUGGCUAUGUCUACAUUGUUGUCUGAAAGAGGAAACUAUGAUGAUGCCAUAGAAAAACUCAAGGGUGUUCAAGAUUUAAGCUUAUCGUCAAUUGGGGUUAGAGUUGCUGCAAUGGAAGCACUUGUUGGGCUACACUUAGAGCUUGGGCAGGAUGAUUCUUCGAAAGUGCUCGCGGAUAAAUGCUUAGAAAUUUUAGGACAAAAUGAACUGGAAUCUAGUGGUGAAGGUGGUGAGAUCAUACGCGCUCGUGCUAAAGCCGUAAAAGGACUGGUUGAGCUUGUUCAUGGCAAUAUUCAGUCAGCUGAGUCUUUCUUCAUUGUACCCGGGGAUAAUAAAGGAUUAACUGGCAGUGCCACUCUAUCCUAUGGAGAAUUCUUGCAUUCCACACACAACUUUUCACUGGCAAAGGAAUUAUACCAGAAUGUUGUCCAGCAACUGUCGGAGAAAAAAGAUUUCAGCAACCCAGAUUCCUUAGCUGCUUGUAAUAUGUCCCAGGAGGAGGUUUUGUUAGCAGCCACAUGUGCUCUGGGACAGCUCGAGGCACAGCUUGGGAACUUUGGUGAUGCUGAAGAUAUAUUGACUAGAGCUUUAACAAAAGCAGAGGAAGAUUUUGGUUCUUAUCAUCCAAAGGUUGGAGUUGUCUUAACCUCGAUAGCUCUAAUGUUUAGGCGAAAAGCAACACAAGAGCGCUCAAGUUCUCUUUUGAUUCAAGAGGCUGUUGCCUCGAUUGCUUUAUAGUCUCUCGCGGAAUAGUACAAUUGCUAGGUUCAGUUAGAAGCAAUCAUCGCUGCUGUUCUCCAAGAAAUCGCGGCAAAAGUGCUUGCCGACACUGAAAGUACUGGUGACUUUGGAAACCCAAGCUGAACCCAAGCUGUUCCGGCGAUGCCACUCAUCAGAAACGACAAGAUUGUGAUCUUGUUGCUCAAUCCCAGCAGAAACGAAGCAAAACCCGCUCAUUUUCCCAUCUGAUUCCCACCAGAGCAGUACCGUAUGAGGUGGCCAGAGUAACAGCUGCUGCUAUUGCCGGAUUUCUUCCUGUUGGAGGUGGUGAGGUGCACCACAGGUACAGUUGGACUGAGAAGGCGAUGAAGAGUAGAUUCCCUUCAUCAGCCGUCUUUCUCCGCCGCUAGUUGCUGGAGUUUCGAAGACCUCAUUGUGCGCCGCCGCUGUUCGUCCGAUUUGGGCGAAUCCGACACUCAUUUGACGUGAUUUUGGUAUCAAAAGAUCCAGAGGAAGAUGAGGAGCGAAAGGCCCAAGCUAAUUUCACCGAUCUGUUGCCGGAAAACUAAAAUAUGAGUCACUGAUUUUGACCUAAAUUUCAGAAACCCAUUUUCCCUCUGUGUAUUUUGUCAUGAAGUCUGCUCUCCAAAAGCCUGAGGUACCCCUUUCAAAUGUCCCAUGUGCACGUCUCACGUGGUGUUUCUGUUAAUGAUUUAACAAUAACGUUUAUCAAAUGGGCUAAUUGCAUCUGCUAAACAAGUUGAUGGGAUUAA
Molecule: messenger RNA, 1985 nt
Organism: Morus notabilis
Lineage: Eukaryota; Viridiplantae; Streptophyta; Magnoliopsida; Rosales; Moraceae
Exons: 10
Coding region: 178-1230 (350 amino acids)
Cellular component (GO): mitochondrion
Molecular function (GO): protein binding
Source: RefSeq, a predicted model, not a curated record